AUGGACGCCUACUCGAAGGACAUGCCGCGCGGCGUCAGCGGCGGAGACGACGGCGAGAAGAAGGUGCGGCGCUCGGAGUCGCGUACUGAGGAGGUGGACCUUACCCUCGGGCUGUCGCUCGGGGGUCGGUUCGGGGCGAAGAGGAGGAGAGUCGAGGGGCUCGCCGGGUCCUCAUCGGUGGCGGUGGCGCCGCCCGCGCCUGUCGGGACAAACUCAUCGCAGGGGACUGGUUUCCCUCCGAAUGGCGUCGCCGUGGAGCCCUCAGCUUUGCUGCGUGCGACUGCGACCUUGAACCCUUUCCUUGGGAGAGCCGGCGCCGCUGGGUUCCAGCCGUCGGCGACCCCUUUGAUCAGCAGCAUCAAGCAGGAGCCCGUGGAAGGAACUCCUAGGGCUGAAGGGCGGGGCCUGUCAUCAGCUGUUGUGCCCUGGUCUUCUUUAGCAUCAGCGGUGAUGAUAGCCGCAACCCUUGGUUCUAGGGGAGAGCAGCAAGGUGCUUCAGGGAGACCCGCGGCCCUGCGGGAGAUGCCAUUGGUGUGGACGAGAGGGCUCCACAAUGGCAUGAGGACUGUAGGCUUUCUGUACCAGUACAGCAGAGUUGAUGAGCUGAGGAUCAUGUGUGUGUGCCAUGGUAGCUUCCUCACUCCGGCGGAGUUUGUGGAGCAUGCUGGAGGCGGCCAAGUCGCCAACCCGCUGAGGAGCAUCAUCGUCAAGACCCCGUCUUGGCUUUAG
This is a messenger RNA of Triticum turgidum subsp. durum (durum wheat), 729 nucleotides long. Lineage: Eukaryota; Viridiplantae; Streptophyta; Magnoliopsida; Poales; Poaceae. The record is from the annotation of a GenBank genome assembly.